Acanthaster planci (crown-of-thorns starfish) is the source of this 5501-nucleotide messenger RNA. RefSeq names its product transcription factor SUM-1-like. Gene Ontology annotation, biological process: regulation of transcription by RNA polymerase II; positive regulation of myoblast differentiation; muscle organ development. The record is from RefSeq and is a predicted model, not a curated record. NCBI's taxonomy places the organism in Eukaryota, Metazoa, Echinodermata, Asteroidea, Valvatida, Acanthasteridae. Gene Ontology annotation, molecular function: RNA polymerase II cis-regulatory region sequence-specific DNA binding; DNA-binding transcription factor activity, RNA polymerase II-specific; protein dimerization activity.
AUGAAACUUUGCAAAAGUAUGCCGGUGCCCAUGAAACAAGCUGUAAAGAAACAAAAAGAAAUUCAAGUGCUAAAGGUAAAUAAUUAUGGUGAACAAUAAAUGUCACUCUUGAUUUAACGACCCUCCCACCGAACUCCGUUCUGUGCAUCUGUACCCAUAGAAGGUAUGUCAGUUACGAUUGGGGUUGGCAUGAUUUCAAUUUUGCGCUGAAAAACAUUGAUAUAAUCUAAUUCGUAGUUCGUAAUCGUACCUUUAAUUCAUUUUGAAUGGGAUCUUCCAUGCUAAGAUCUCAAUCAAAUCCUCAGCAUAAGUAGUCGACAUUCAUUUGUGUUGUUAACUUAAUCACCGACACUGAUCCAUGUUGUCGACAUUCGCCUCAUCAUUGAGCAAGCGCUUUGAAAUCAGAUUUUAGCGUGGAGCUCAUUUACGAUUUUUUCCUAGCCAUUCCAGUAUUAUAGCUAUGCUGGACAUCCUAAUGAAAGUUCAUCUUAAUACUGAGAUUUUGAUCUGUGCCAUCACUGAAACCGACCGCCCAAAACUAACCAACUGACUCUCUUGUGUAUAUAGUAACAUGGCUUUUGGUAAAUUAAUUUCUUAGAAUAUUGUCCACAGUGUCGCAAACAACAUAAUGCACUGUGCACUUAUACAGGUCUGUUUUUGUUUUUCCCCCACAAAAAUCGAACACCAACGACGCGAGAUCUUCAGUGCGGAAUGAACUUGAUCCACCAUCUCUCAUCGUGCUCAAAAGUUGACAGAAAAAAGCCCGCGGAUAUGUUCGGGCCGUAAUGCGCAUGUUCGUGCGGUUACCAUCCCCGAAGGUUUCGAGCCUGGUGCCCGGCGCCGCCAGCGCUCCCCUCGCGCCCGUCCGCCGGUCACCGGCGCCGCGGUUGGCCCGUGGGACUUGAGUGGUGGUAUUUCAACAUGGGUAACCAUGUAGUGAAAAGACGUCAGUCCCCACUCUGGUCCGGCUUACCGGUAACACCGCCACGAAUUACAUCCAGCGGCCUUUAAAUUCCCUGUCACAUGUAAGUUUCUGAGCUCGAUUCAAGGUGACUAUCUCGCUAUCGGUCGAUCGGCAUUUUUCAGUUAGUUCCGUGGGUUUUCAAUUCAACGGGAUUUGUCUCGAGCACCGGAGCGCGGUCUCGAUGUUGGCGACUAUGGGCAGCACGCCUGGUUACCCGGCGGACCAGCGCGCGUCGAUGUGCCUCCAGCCGUUCGGCUACGGGGGAGGAGGGGCCAGCGACUCGUCCCCGCCCGAGUACCACUGUUUCGCCGACCAGGCCGCCUCGCCGGGCCUCUACCGGCCAAACUCUCGCGAGGACCUGGAUCCCCACGACCGAGAUGUGGGCGUGGAGGAACUGAGGGACGUGGCAGGCGGUGGUAGCGGAGGGAACUUCAUGAGCGAGAAAUACAACCAUAUCAACAACGGUGAGAACGGAACGGGGCACUACCCUCACGUCUUGGCGCCAGGCCAUGAGCAUGACACUCAUCAUACAGGUGAACGACAGUGCUUGAUAUGGGCAUGCAAGGCGUGCAAGAGGAAAACCAACAUCUUCGACAAGAGGCGAGCAGCCACAGACCGGGAGCGGAGGCGACUGACCAAAGUCAACGCCGCCUUCGAGGUGCUGAAACGCCGGACCUGCACGAACCCGGAGCAGCGAAUGCCCAAAGUGACCAUUCUGAGGAAUGCCAUCCAGUACAUCGAGCGAUUACAGAUGAUGCUGCACGAGGCCGAGUCCACCCCGCUGAUGCACCCGGGAGGACGGCCCCUGCGCGGCAGUGAUGGAGCGGUGCUACCCUCCAUGGACUCGCGGCUCAGUGCGCCCGGGGAUUUCAACGGCUCGUCCUGCUCUUUUCGCCUGAUGAAAAUCAACUCGGACGACUGCGAUGGAAGUGAAGACACGUCAAAAGAUUCAGACGGCCGUGUGUCCAGCUUGGACCAUCUUUCACUCAUCGUCGAGAGCAUCACUCCAACCAAUUACGGACCCAAAUAUUCGCUGUCUACCGCCCCCAGCGACCGAGACAGGGAAUCCACGUCAGAUGCAGAACUGGAAUCUCCGUGAUUGCGAACGAAGUGACGCGGUACUACAGCCCUGCUUACACCGCGACACGUUGCGAUGACCUGGCCAUGUUUAAUCCACAGGUCUGGUUUUUAAAUGUUUUGUCCAACGCCGUUUAAUGCAGCAAUUAAGUCUUUUAUUGUGGCAAUAUUGCUGUGCAUUAUACCCGGAAACGCAAACGAGAAUAUGUGAACCCGUGAUUGUAUUGACAUGAAAGAGUUCAUUAUGUGGACCCUUUCCGCAAGUCGUCGCACCAAAAGGUGUCAUAAGGGGGCGCUUUUCACUUCAGUCUAUAUCCAACAGAGCCGCAAACCAGAAUUGGACUCGUUGACUUGAGAAGGAGUUGUCAACAGAGGGCGCCCAUAUGAUUUGUGUAGAAUUGAAAACCAAAGGCAGAAUUUUAGAGCGGGCCAAGAGAAACGAGUUUUGAUACUUUGCGGAGUAAAUUCCCUACUGGGAAGUGAAUUUCUUCUUGAAACCAAUUGUGUAAAGUGAUUCCUUAUUGCUGUCAAAGUUCAUUGGUUCAAGGUUCAAGAUACAUGUAUUUAAAAUUCAAAGUUCGGAUUUUACAUUCGAGGAUUGAGUUGCUUAAUUCUUUCAGCCUGGUUCCACUGGGCUUGCACUGCAUUCUUUUCGCCAGUAACUUGAAAACCUAGGUCGGCGAACAUGGAACCGUAUUUCUGGCUAUAAAUAUUUACAAGGAAUCGAGACACUAUGUACAUAAGCUAUUUAUUGGAGUUUCAUCGUGAGAUUUAUAUACCUUUUGGUGAAAAAAAGAUGCCUUUUACUGUAUAUUUUUUCGCUAUUUGUGCUGGUGGUAUUGACGAGAAGCAAAGGUGAUGCCCGUGGAAUGUAGCUGGAUAUGCAGAUAUGGACGUCGGGCCUAUCUCCGUCCUUGUUGGCAUUCGUGAAGUCGAAUUGCAGCCACCUGCAUCUAUUUCCGGAUUUGGACAUGCCGAGUCUCCUCCCGGUCCUGUUCAUCAUGUUGACCUGAUCACAUGGUCACGUCCGUCCAUUCAUGAAUGUUUUGGUGUAGGCGCUCAGCUGAAAGAACAGCGAAUUUAGUUUGCUCUGUUUGAAACGCAAACUAUCAACGUUACGUUUUCAACUAAGAAAGUAUCGUGAUUAUGGUUUUAAUGUUUUUCUCUUGCCAUUUGGCCUUGGCAGAGUUAUCUUAGAUGUGUAUUUAUUUUUCCCAUCAACAAUUUCUGCAAAAAUAAAAAGGUCAUAUUUUUCUCAUGUCCUUUCAAAUCUUAAAUGCUUCCUUAAAUUUGUUCUUGAUGAAAUAUCUCGUAUACAUAAUAACACUCAAUUGUUAAUUUCAAGUGUUGUAUGGAUUUCAGUCUUUGGAUGUAGUUUGUUGAUUGAGAUGGACCUUUGCGGCAGAUUGCAAUUGCCUUGAGAGUCUAACGUGCAAGAUUUGAAUUUGAUGUCACAGAUGACAUUUGGGAAUUGACUUUAUUCACAAGGAAGCCAUUUUUUUUAUCUUGUUCCCUGAAUCUGCCACAAUCAAAGUGAUCUGUGGUGUGGUGAGUAUUGUGAGUGUGUGUGAGUAUUUUUGGUUCCAAAUCUCACUCGUUUUCUUUAAAUGUGGCUUAAAACAUUAAGAUCUAAGUUAUCCAAGUCCACGUUAAGCUUGACAAAAGUUGGCAUGGAUUUGUUUAAUUGUACUUUUAUUUUGUCAGUGUUAUUUUAGCUCUCAUGUUCACAAUAUUAAGAGUUUUAACUCAGUUUCAGUUCUAGAUGGCCGGCACAUGAAUACACUCUGUGCUAUCGAGAGAUUAAUAUAAGCUUGUAAGACCCUCCUCCAUCGCCAUCCACAAAAUACUUGACCAACAUGCCCUGCCAUGUCCGACAACCACAUCAGGCUAACCAUGUCACCCGAACCGUGUGGUCGGAGAAGUCAAGUCGACCAUUCGGACGAAACCCAGGAGCACGGUUGAGUCGUUGGCGAUCGGUGGCCCUAGUUGUAGUUAAGUACAGAGGGAACCGUCGACGCGAAAAUAAUUGCGUCGGGUGAUGGGGCACUAUGAACACAGGGACAGAUGCAGCCAAUUUGCCAAAAAAUAUGAGUGACGAUAGGAUUUCACACAAAUGAUCUGACAAGGGUUGCUUGAUUGGGAAUGUAUAGUGUGCGCACUUUGCUAAAGCCGUUGACUGGCCUAUUGGUCGAGCUAUACCGUGCAUUCGACCUUACCUGUUGUCAACAUUGUCUUUCAGCGUGCACUCCUUGACAGGUGAUGUCUUUUUAAACACACAGGGACAAUUGCAUUUACCAGCAAGAGACAUAGUCCUCGUACUUUGUUUCGAAUUUAACUCUUUUUUUCGGUGUUACGCACUUGAAGUGCUCCCCCUUCACGUUCCCAUGUCGAGAUGACGUGGCGCAUCAACCGUGCACACGUAAUGCGCUAGUCAUCGGUCACCGCUGUUCAAGUCACUUGUGACUCGUCUGUGUGUGAUUUCUCCAGCACCACCGGGACUAAAUUGAAUCAUGGGCACGUCAAGAACAAUUUCCUGCCGACGCAAACGAGCUCGUCACGGGCAACGCUCGUGGCUGGGAACGCGGGGAGUGGGCAACACGAGGAAAUCACAACUGGAAUUCCUGACGUGUCCCCGCAACUGUGUCGUUUUCGUCAGUUUCUAGCUCACAUAGGGCCAAGAGAGAACUGUUUGAUAGCGAACUCUAAUAAGCAAAUUUUUUUAUUGAGCAAAAGUCAAUAGACCAGCUGAGUUAAUGCUCUUUCCAUGUCCUGUGGCCUGAUGGGUCAGUAAUCAACGCCAAAUUUUUGCUCGGUAAAUUGACGUAUUUGGUCAGUGGGCCACCAGUAAUAUGACACGUUGUUCAAAUGAAAAUGACUCUUAAGCCUCAAAGAGCUGGGAUUUGGCUGGCCUCCAAGAUCUCGGCUGUCUCACGACCAAAAACAUAGCAUGUAUGUAAAAGCAGUUAUAAGACCCUCUAUGGAGUUCCAGUUCAACACUACACAGGGUUUGGUCAUUCAUAGCUCACGCUCUCAGGCUUGUCGACCUGUCUGUUUUGUUGAGCUCCCGUCAAUACAACUUAGGUUAAAUUUUACAAGGGGCAAACCUGUCUUGGAAAAUUAGCAUUUGGUGGGAACGCUAUGUCACAUUUCCUUAACACACAUUGUUGCCAAACAGUGCCAAACUGGCAACAGCCUCAUUGGAUUUAUUAAAAAAUGCAUUGCGACGAUAUCGGGAAAAAUGGAUUUUGCCCCAGAUAUUUUAUGUUUUAAAACACUGUUAUAAAGAGCAACUUUGAACGUCAAAAACACUCAAUCUCUUUCGUUUGGCGUUUUGUAGUCCAGUCCUUCUACAAGUUUCCGUGUUAAACAAGGUAAUUUGGUUAGCACCAGCAACGGACAGUUUAAUAUGUGUAGUAUUUCGUAUAUAUAUCCUAUAUCAGAAUCAUACUGCCCCAAGCCC